Eleginops maclovinus (Patagonian blennie) is the source of this 7853-nucleotide messenger RNA. Its product is annotated as metal transporter CNNM4. The transcript is spliced from 8 exons. Lineage: Eukaryota; Metazoa; Chordata; Actinopteri; Perciformes; Eleginopidae. Gene Ontology annotation, biological process: magnesium ion homeostasis; magnesium ion transport; intracellular manganese ion homeostasis. Gene Ontology annotation, molecular function: magnesium ion transmembrane transporter activity; sodium ion transmembrane transporter activity. Bases 1 to 2838 code for a protein of 945 amino acids. The record is from RefSeq and is a predicted model, not a curated record. Gene Ontology annotation, cellular component: plasma membrane; cytoplasm.
AUGACGUCAGGCCCCAGGUCGCCGAGCAGUGAAACAAACAUGGCGACAGAAUGGAGCGGACAGCAGGGUUAUAUUCUCACUCUCAUUAUAUUCCUGUGGAGCGCAGUCGGUGGCCGCACGGAGACGGCGGCGGCUGCGUCCGGUGUCAGCGGCAGCCAAGUGCUCGGCAUGCGGCUGGAGAGGAGCGACAAGCCUUCCAGCACCAACGACGACGGUGUCAUCCAGGUGACUGAGGAGAGCUCCGUGCAGCUCCGGUUUUACGGGGUGCAGCUCCACUCGGGCGCCUGGACGCAGAUCCGCUUCACGGACCUCACGGACGUCGCAAGCGGUGGCGCGGAUGAAGGUGAGGAGGAGGAGGAUGAAGCUGUUAAGGCGGCGGCGAGAGGAAGCGGCAGCGGCAUGAUGGAGCCGCUGGACAGGAAUUGUGUAGAUUUCACGAAGGACAUAAGCGUCGGGACCUUCUUGAACGUCAGCAGUCGAGGCUCGUCAGGGCUGCUUACCUUGCACAUUAAGCCCCUCCGCAAGACCGAGCCGCAGAAGGAGUACGGCGUGUGCAUAAGGAGCCGUGUGGAUGCGAGCAGGUGGGUUCUGCUGGGGGACACUGAUGGCAAGCUGCUGGUGGUGGAGGAGAAAAAGUCCCUCCUGCCCUUAUGGCUGCAGAUCAUCCUCAUCUCCUGCCUGCUGGUGCUCUCUGGGAUGUUCAGCGGCUUGAACCUGGGGCUGAUGGCUCUGGACCCCAUGGAGCUGCGCAUCGUCCAGAGCUGUGGCACAGAGAAGGAGAAGAAAUAUGCAAGAAAAAUAGAACCCAUCCGCAGCAAAGGGAACUAUCUUCUCUGCUCUCUGCUCCUGGGCAACGUCUUGGUGAACACCACCCUCACCAUUCUCCUCGAUGACCUGAUUGGGUCAGGCUUGGGCGCUGUGGUGGCCUCCACGGUUGGGAUUGUCAUAUUUGGUGAGAUCGUUCCACAGGCGCUGUGCUCUCGCCAUGGGCUGGCUGUAGGAGCCAACACCAUCAUGGUUACCAAGUUCUUCAUGCUGCUCACCUUCCCUGUAUCCUUCCCUGUCAGCAAGCUGCUGGACGUCCUGCUGGGUCAGGAGAUCGGCACCGUGUACAACAGGGAGAAGCUGGUGGGAAUGCUGAAGGUGACGGAGCCCUACAACGACCUGGUGAAAGAGGAGCUCAACAUGAUACAGGGAGCUCUGGAGCUCAGGACCAAAACUGUAGAGGAUGUCAUGACACCCAUAGGAAACUGCUUCAUGAUCCAGGCGGAUGCUGUGCUAGAUUUCAACACCAUGUCUGAGAUCAUGGAGAGCGGGUACACUCGUAUCCCUGUUUACGAUGACGAGAGGAGCAACAUCAUGGACAUCCUGUACGUGAAGGACCUGGCGUUCGUGGACCCCGAUGACUGCACCACCCUGAAAACCAUCACCAAGUUCUACAACCACCCUGUGCACUUUGUGUUUCAUGACACAAAACUGGACGCCAUGCUGGAGGAGUUCAAGAAAGGUAAAUCCCACCUGGCCAUUGUCCAGAAAGUGAAUAACGAGGGGGAGGGAGAUCCGUUCUACGAGGUGCUGGGAUUGGUCACGCUGGAGGACGUCAUCGAAGAGAUUAUCAAGUCAGAGAUCCUCGAUGAGUCUGACCUUUACACUGACAACAGAAACAGGAAAAAGGUGGACCCCAAUAAAAACAAGCCCGACUUCUCGGCCUUCAAGCAGGAGGGCGACAGCAAAGUGAAGAUCUCUCCUCAGCUCAUGCUGGCGGCUCAUCGUUUCCUGGCUACAGAGGUCAGCCUGUUCAGCCCGUUCCAGAUCAAAGAGAAAGUCUUGCUGAGGAUCCUCAGCCACCCCGACGUCAUCCUGGAACUCAAGAUCAACGAAAACGACAAACGCUCAGCGCAGCACUUCCUUUACCAGAGAGGGAAACCUGUCGACUUCUUCAUCCUCAUUCUGCAGGGGCGAGUGGAGGUUGAAGCCGGACACGAAAACAUGAAGUUUGAAACAGGCCCGUUCUCUUACUACGGAGUCAUGGCUCUGAGCUCACCAUCACUGGCCGUCACCCCUCCUCUCUCCCCAUCAGUGGCGUCUCCCCCUCCACGACGCCUUUCAGUAAAGAGGUUUUCUCUGUUCUCUCGUUUCCCAGAGUUUCGUUCUCCGUCACACAGUGGCAACCUCAACCGCUCGGCGUCUCUGAGCUGCACUGAGCGCGCUCCAGAUAAUGGCUCUGUCGGUGGGAGCAUCACUCAGAUCCCGGGAACCCCAUUCCAGUACACACCAGACUUUAGCGUACGUGCUCUCACACACCUGCAGUAUGUUAAGGUCACUCGUGCUCAGUACCAGAACGGCCUCCUGGCGUCCAAGCUGGACAGCACGCCACAGUCUCCAGAGGGAAGUCACACCCGCCUAGACACGUCUGUCUCUUUGCCCCCCAUAACACCGCCGGGGAACCGCUCUGCGCUGCCGCUGGCCACACCUCCUGCAAAGCACCCGCCGUCCAACAUCCAGCUGCCGCUGGGCGCCCGAGCCGCUCUGACCCAGCCCCCCCCCUCCUCUCGCCGCAGACCCAGCCAGUCUUUGCCCCAAGUCACCCCCCCUCCGAGCAACCACAUCCCGCUCUCACUGCCCCCUACGUCCUCCUUGAGUUUAGCGCCAUGCACCAUCACCCCCCACUCCACUUUGCCCUCCUCCAAGUCCCAGCCGUCACCGCCCCAUGGUAGCCCGGACAACGGGCCGGGGGAGACCACCACUCUGCUCAGUGAGCAGCAGAACUGUGAACGUACCCAGGCAAACCCACAUGUCCACACUAUCAGUCACACACACACUGAAAGCACCAUCUAACUAAAGUAGGAACUAAACUACCUGCGCACUCACUCAAGCAACACACUCUCGCACUACUUCCUGUUUCCUGUUUGCUCGUUGUCUCCUGAACUAUUCUGUAGAGUUCUUGGGUAUGCUGAGGAUCAGCACUUUACGUGUAUUUUAUAAACGGAGAUCCUCUUUUAUCCCCUCCUGCAUGAUCCCCUCCUGACACUAAAAAAAGAUGCAGUAUAGACACAAAGAUGGCAGAGGGAACACUAGUGAUUACGAUUAGAAAUGAAGACGGGGUCUUGUUUGUGUGUUUUUAAAGGAUCAGUUCACUGAUUGCAAAAAGGCUUGCAAAUGUUUUUAGUUUUAGUUUUUUUCCAGGUUUUGAGAUUUCUGCCUCCACUUUUUUAGUGAAAAAUUAACUCAACAGCAACGUGCCUUUUUACAAAAACGUUUUCAGUGUCUGUGGAUCAUCUACUGACCUCACUGUGAACGGUUUUCACAGAAGAUACAUUAAGUGAGGAAAUCAUCUGUACGACCACAGUGUGGUCUGUAGACUUCCAUUCUGAAAAGCCACGCUGCUGUUGCAAAUAAAAUUCAAAUGCACUUUUGCUUUUAAACUAGCAAAUAUGUCCAUGUUAUUUAUAUAGAUCUGUAUACUUAUCUGGUUAUCAAAAAAAGGAAAUUGCUAGCCGCCUCUUAUCCUGCUUUCAAGUUCAUUUCAUGACUGAGCGUUUCUGACUUGUGUCUUCAUGUCAACUGCCAAGUUGAAAUAAUGACUAGAAGAGUCAGAUUUUGUGACUGAACCAAACAAACAUGGACGCCUAACAUCAGCCAAAGACCAUUGUUCAAUGUAUUUAAAACAAAAUGUAGCAGAUGUGUUUUCACAAAUAGGUUUUAUCCUGUAGAAUAAUUAUCAAACAUGAAACUCAUUGUUUUGAAGCGAAGAUAUCUCAAAACCUCUUACGAUAAAACUAAACAUUUUUAGGUUUUUUUCAUAAUUAAUGUGAGCUGAACCUUAACAUCAUCACUGCUAAGACAUCAACAAAAAACUCACGUUAUUUGUUGGUGUGACCAGAUCAGGGCUGGACUCAGUUAGUAGUUUGACUGUCAAUUUCCUUUUUUUUCCAAAGAGUAAAACUUAUAGUUUAAGUUGAUGGUUGUAUUUACAAUAAGUAUGAUUUUAGUUUUGAGUUUGUUCUAUGGGGGUGAGGUGACUUUUAUUAUGAUGAAUGAGAACCAUACAUUAGUUAGUCUGCUGCUUCUGUCUGUCUGUCAGUUCAGCUACCAGCAGACCAGAGUCACUGUACUGAGGGGAAGCCAUACCUGUGAUUUUGCAUGUUUUCACCCAUUAAAUACAAAGAGGGAAUACUCUGCAUUAGACUAAUACACUGUUAAAUAAUAUAUUGUUUAAAAAAGCAAUACAUUAAUUGGCAAAUGUAAUGUUUUAUAAUUGUUUUUAUAGUUUAUUAAUGCUAAUGUAUUUUUAUACACUACAAAACAUUUAUUGAAACUAAUGGCAGUCUGAACACUCCAGACUCAACAAGAGACUACAAAAGAUGUUAUGCAUGCAACAGAAAUAGUAAUAUUAUAUAAAUUAGACAUGGUAAUACUUGUAAAACUUGCAAAAACAUCGGUAUGGUUCUUUUAAGUCACCAAAUUUGGUGACGUGAGGUGGAUGUUGUUUAUGGCCUACCUCUUGACCAAGGCAAUAUGUUUGAAAAUAUUUAAUUUCCAAGAGUAAUAUUUAUUUAUGUAAAGUAUAUAUAUAUAGACAUUUAAUUUGUUUUAUAUUUCAGAGAUUUUAUUUAUUUCUAGCUUUCUUUGGUUCUUGAAAGCAGUUGAAGGUCAAGUUGUAUUCUUCAGACACUGUUUCUUUUUAAUGGAUUCCUCACUGUGAUGCAGCUCGGAGCGAAACCAGCUGCUUCUCGAAUCACCAUGUCACGAUACCAAGAGCUGACCAAACUGGAUCUUUAGUGGUUAUAACACUGUGCGUUCACUGACAUUUGGAUGGAAGUUACACUGGAAUUCUUUCAUUUGGCAUUGUAUGUCCAAGCAUGCACAUGUUGGUUAACUCUCACAGAGCAGACAGGUGACAUGAAGACCAAAUAAAAGCAAAGAGAAAUGUAAUGAUUACUGUUCUCACAAGCAAGUAUGUGCUGUACAAGUUUAAUGAGGAUAUGUCUACAUGUGUUCUGACUCAUGAGUCUAAUAAUAUAUUCUGGAUGAUUAUGGUUGUAAGCAGAGCCGUAACCAGGAUUUUAGAAAUACUGACCCCAAAGAAGAACGAAUAUUCUUCUUUAAAGCAAGAAUUAGAAGUUAAAUUAUGUUUUCUGCUAGUCCUUCAUAAUGGAGAAGCCUGAGAGGUAUUAGAUGAGAAGAUCGAUACCUUCAUAUGAGAGGAAUCCAACUAUUCGUCUUACUCUUUGCAAAAAAACCAACAGAAAAUUCUUUGGGUUAAUGUAAUCCUUCUUCUUCCUCAUCUAACUCUCAAAAAAAUAAGUGACUUGUGUUAAACUUUGAGCUUGACGUUAGCCCAGAGUUACGGAUUGACACUUGAAUAUUGAAAACACUCACAGCACAAUAACUCUAUGAGAUUUAAUGAACAACAAACAUUCCACGGCAUGUCUUCACACUACUGAUGUUAACCCUGUCAGGACUAAAUGUGGUGUGAAAAACUCUCAUGUUGCAUCCUGUUGCCGGGCAAAUGUAUGUCUGUCACUGGAAACAAUGUGAAGUACAUUGUAUUGUAUGUGUAAAUGAUACUAAACCUAAUCAACCUGUGUUUAGAGCAGACAAGCAGUUGGAGGAAGUUGGGAUGUAUCCCAGUGGACAUAAAGAUAUUAACAUGAAGAUGACUGUAGCAGCUGCUCCUCACAGACUGAGCUCAGAUGUUAAAGCUGCUAGCAUGUAAUCAACCUAUUUUUUUCCUAUGUAUACAGUGACACUGAAAAGAUUCAAAGGAACUGGAGAUAAAUUAUUUUGUUGAAGAUAUAGAUAUUUAUUAGAAAAUAUAAGACAAUGAACAACUGUUGUAUAAGCUAGCACUGAUUUGAAAAACACUUUGAACAUGUGAGUCUGAAAAAAGUGAUAAUCCAAAGCAUUUGUCCUUUAUGGGAAGAUUUUCCAAAUUUGGAUUUACAAGUUACGCUGGGGUCACCCCAAAAAAUCCCCAGGUUCACUGUGGUAUGUUGAUUUAUUUAUGAAAUGAAUGGGUAAAUGCAACUCUGAAGCCCUAAAGCAAGGUUAUUUUUCUCACCUUGAGGUCUUAAAGAUGUCAAAAAUCUACUUUUAAGACCUCAUUUCAGUUUUGUGCUCGCAUGUUGAUACAUAUAAUUGUGCUUUACCAAAUGACCAUACAGCAAACCUGUGUUUAAGCAAUGAACAGAGAUUUGGGGGAGAAAUGGGGUCCCAGCAGCUCAUUUUGACCCCAGGGGCCCCCUACCAGGUGGCUCCGGCCCUGGAAAGAAUCGGCACUCUGUGAAAACCUUAGAUUUAAUUCAGCAGGACCUUAUAGCGUACUUACCUGAGGGGUAAACCUGCUAGUUAAAUUGAAAUAUAUAGUGGAUUUAGCCUUAUUGGAUGAAAAUUUAGACCUGCCUGCUGGUUCAUAUAGGUCUCAUGUAGCAAUUGGUCUUACACUGGUUUCCAGUAAAGCCACUGGUUGGCUGUGUGACUGCCAGUUUGUGUACUGGGAAAUGUGCAAACAAUGGUUGUACUUAUUCAUGUUGUAUUUAUUGUAAACAUUGUAUUUAUUGUUUUUUUGUUUUGUUAUAGGCACCUGAGGGUGUGGUUCUGUUAAACGGGCUUCCAGCUUUUAUUGGGUAAAUUUACCCAGAAACACUGUGUUCAGUUCCCUGAUUGCUGUUUGUGUGAUAUGACUGUAAAUACUCUAUACAUGAAGAGAGCGGCAUUUGUGUGAUGCUCAAAGAAAUGUUUAAAAUAGCUCUAUUUAUAUUGAGAGAUGAGAUGUUAUUUUGAGUUUUAUUCUCCAUUGUUUUGCUAGGAAGGCAUUAAUUAGCAAUAAAAAUUGCACAGAGUUGACCUCAAAUAUGAAUUUACAACUCCUAUCUUUUGUAGCCUUCUUCAUUAUUAGCCAUGAUAACCAAAGGUUUUUUUAUCAGCUAAAAUAACUUUCCCAUCCUUCCUCUUUCCUAUCGUCCUUGCCAUCCUGUGUCUCCCUCUAUUCGUCUCUCCUCCCACGCUCCAUCUCACUUUCCCUCCUCUACUUUUUCUCCGGCCCUUAUCUCGACUUGUCUCCCGCUGUUCAAAAGUAUUGAAAUUCCUGCGGCUUUGGCUACCGGUCCAAUUUGCUAAGCUUUUUAUUGUUCAGAACGUUUUCUAUCAUGGGAUUGAAGCGGGGGAGCAAGGCUUAUCAGCAACUCCUGUCGUGUUGUUUUUAGCCCUGCAGUCGUGUGAUGAUUAGACCUGUAUGAAGGUUAACUAUUUUCUGGAACAGGGUUCUCAGGCCAGUGAGUUUACCACACUGUGUAUCAUUCACAAGUCGAUUGUUGAAAUAGUUUAGGUUUUCAUGCAUGUGGAGCUAUGCAGAAACAAAGGAGACAAGAAUGAAGUGCCCCAAAACAUGUGUUUGCAUCUGUCAUCUAUUAUCAUCCUUCUAUUGAGCUCACUUUGUACCAUACAGAGAUUAGGCCAUAUUAACUUUUUCAGAGUUGCAGUGCAGUAUUGAGAUAAUUCAAGCACAUAAAGGACAAAAGUAUUUAUAGGUAAGCAUUGCAACAAAACUUUUAAAAAAUCCAGGUCUUGGAAUUAUGAAUUUAAACAACAAAGUAAACUUAUUUUCCUUUUUCAUAUCCCAAGGGUGUUUGAAGUCGAUACUUGUUUGGCAGGAUUGAAUAUUCAGAAAUGGCUACAUGUUUUUAUUGGAGGUGAAUUUUCUUUUAUUGCAAUGGUUGAACAAAGAUGGAGGUACACUUCCAAACAUGGAUUGUGUAACUUUGAAGUAAUGUGUACAUACUGUUUUAUAAGUAAUGUAAGGCAUUUGAAGAAAUCUAUGAGGUUAAUAAACCUGAGAUAUAUUUCUCUAC